UAAUUCAACAAUAUCCUCCUCGAUCUCUUGUUUUCUUGCAAUUGAUGCUUCGGCGCCUCCAGAUCCCUCUUUUUCCCCAAAAUUUUCGGUGUUUUUGGGAUCUUUUUGGUGAUAAUAUCGUAAAGAUUCUGACUUCAGUGUUGUUGUGGUAGAUGCGCUUCAGAUCUUGGAAUCUGAGAUUCUUGCUUCCAGUGGAAAGCAGAAAUCCGCCAUUUCUGAUUAUAAGGGUGUAGUGCGGCUUGUGUGCAAGGCCUUUUGCAUAAGAUGCACUUCUUUGCAUCAUCUCACCAUUAUGCAGGUGUCGAGUCUAUAUCUUAUAGCACCAUCAAAUGGACAGCAGGAGAUUCCUGCAGCUGGUCGAGGAGAAGAAGAAGCGGAUCCUCGAGAAGAAGGAAGCCCCGCUGAAAUGGGAACAGAAGCUCGAAACUGCAGCCAAGGCAAAAGCUGAUGCGGAAGCAAAAGAGAGGAAGCUGAAGGCCUCUAAGACAAAGAGGAAGGCCGACUCUGCCUCGGAUUACGAUAGUGAUUCUGAUAGCAGCGACGAUGAGCGGAAGCACAGGAAGAAGCGGUCUCACAAAAAGCACCGGAAACACAAUAGAUCGAAGCGGAGGAGCUCGAGUGAUGCGAGCAGCAGCGAUGAUUACGAUAGUGGCUUUGAGGGAGAUCGACAUAGGAAGAGGAAUUCUCAUAAGCGGAAACACAGGCGCCAUUCCCAUUCUGAUGAUUCAGACUCUAGCAACGAAGAUGAUGACGUGAGAGCUGUCCGAAGAAGCCAUUCGAGGCACCACAAAAGACGGCACUUGUCGUCAGAUGACGACUCAGGGCCGGAAUCCGGAGAGAGGAAGGGCUGGGUGAAGCACAAGCACCGCCACCACCAGAGCUCGAGCGCAGAAGACUCGACCUCGGGUACUGACGACAAUCGCAGGCGCGAGCGGAGGAACCACUCUGUUGGUAAAUCAUCGGAAGAGGACGGGGAGGAGUCUGGGAAGCCGAGAAAGCCCCACCACAAGCAUGAGUAUCACCGCCACGGCAGUCAUCGGCACCACCAUGGGCACCGCCACAACCACCACCACGACCAACAUCACGGAACUGCGGCGGAACCCAACGGGAAGUCGGAGGAGAACGAGGGGAAGCAUUCUCCUGAUGGAGCGAAAAACGCAGAAGAUGCUUGAGAUAGUCUGAUUAUUCCUGCCUUUCUUUGGAUUGGAGGAACUCGGUUCUGAAAGUGCCAAAAUUUCUUUCCGACUUGCAGACUGCUAUGGUUGCUUGUACUAGGUUUUCUGCUUAAUUGUGGUCGGCUCGUUUGUAUGAUACGAUUGCUGAUCUCCUGCUUCAAUUUGUUUUUAUAACUAAUCUGUAGGCAUCAUGGAAGUCUUUCACAUUUAUGCGUUUGGAAUCUAAAAAUUGUCUGUAAAUGUAUUGGUGGCAUUGUGUUGUUUCCAGUCAAGCAUGUAUAUUUCCCUUCUCUUCUCAC
Molecule: messenger RNA, 1474 nt
Organism: Ananas comosus (pineapple)
Lineage: Eukaryota; Viridiplantae; Streptophyta; Magnoliopsida; Poales; Bromeliaceae
Product: sarcoplasmic reticulum histidine-rich calcium-binding protein
Exons: 3
Coding region: 330-1172 (280 amino acids)
Source: RefSeq, a predicted model, not a curated record